GCUUCCGGGACGGAUCGGGUAGUGGCAGUGCUGUUAACCAAAACAUAAGCAGUUAUAUUUGUAUAACAGCGUUAAAUAUACAUGCAAUGUAACUCAUUUUAACUAAGAUUUUAAGCUAAAUAUAAGUCAAGCAGAAAGAACAUCUCGCUGUGUGAGUUCGGAUGUUUUUAACCAGCAGCUGCGAUGAAGAUCUCAGACAGCCUCCUGAGGAGUUUUAAAGUCGCCAGAAUCCACCGAUAUCAUUCAGAAAAAGUAAAUUGUGUCCACUACAGCGCCAAUGGUGAACACGCCGUUUCAAGUGGCAACGACGACUGUAUUGUUUUAUAUGACAUCCAGGAGGGAAAACCGUCCAGGACUCUGUACAGCAAGAAGUAUGGAGUAGAUCUGAUCCGCUUCACACACGGGGAGGCCAAGAAUGUGGUCUUCAGCUCCAACAAACUGGAUGAUACAAUUAGAUAUCUGUCGCUUACUGACAACAAGUUUAUCCGAUAUUUCCCCGGUCACUCUGCAAGGGUAACUGCACUAUCCAUGUCUCCUGUGGAUGAGACAUUCAUCUCCAGCUCUUUGGAUAAGACUAUCCGCAUCUGGGAUCUGCGUUCCCCCGAUUGCCAAGGUUUGACUGACCCUCUGGGGAAACCUGUGUGCUCCUUUGACCCAGAUGGAUUGGUAUUUGCAGCAGGAGUGGAAUCCCAGGCUAUCAAACUGUACGACAUCCGUGCUUUUGACAAGGGUCCCUUUGCAUGUUUUGAGACCAGAUUAAAUCGGAGCUGCGACUGGACUGGACUGAAAUUCAGUAACGAUGGAAAGCUUAUUCUUAUUUGCACCAAUGGAGGUGCUGUCCGCAUCCUGAACGCCUUUAGUGGAUCAGUGCUGCACACUUUUUCAGGUUAUAACAACAGUAAAGGCGUCUCCCUGGAGGCCUCCUUCACACCAGACUCAAAGUUUGUCAUGAUUGGUUCAGAGGACGGACGAGUUCAUGUUUGGAGUACUGAAAGUGGGAUGAAGGUGGCCGUGCUGGAUGGCAAACACCCAGGACCUAUCAACGGUCUACAGUUUAACCCCAGAUACAUGACAUUUGCCAGCGCAUGCACAAACAUGUCUUUCUGGCUGCCGUGUAUUGAUGACUUAUAGUAGAGGGGCUGAGAAACCUUCCCACCCAGCAGUGAGGAGGGAAAUCUCAGCAUGUUGGACUUUAUGUUUUAGGACACUUUGCCCAAGAAAUAUAGAAGUAUUCUUAAAAGCUUUUUACAUGUUUUACAACAGUAUUCUGAGGCUUUUAAAAAGCCUGUCGUCUCCUUUUAAAAUUGUCCUCCUAACAUUGUUCGUGUGUGGUUAUUUUAAGAAUUUUAUACUAUGUCUUUGUAAAUUCUUCUUUUUAAAAAAACUGUUGCUGUUCACAUUUUUGAUAUUAAA
Cyprinodon variegatus (sheepshead minnow) is the source of this 1413-nucleotide messenger RNA. RefSeq names its product WD repeat-containing protein 82-like. The record is from RefSeq and is a predicted model, not a curated record. Gene Ontology annotation, molecular function: protein binding; chromatin binding. The transcript is spliced from 9 exons. Lineage: Eukaryota; Metazoa; Chordata; Actinopteri; Cyprinodontiformes; Cyprinodontidae. Bases 184 to 1131 code for a protein of 315 amino acids. Gene Ontology annotation, cellular component: Set1C/COMPASS complex.